GGAGGCAGUAUUGAUGCUGUUGCUGAUGCUGUUGCCCGGCGCCUGUAUCCGUGCAGCCAGAUAGGGGUAACCGUAUCCACCGGUCCACCAUCAGCACCAGAGAAGACAGGGACAGAGGGGGGUAAGUCUGCAUCUGAAAACACACAUCUACACACACAUGUGCAUGUUCCUCAUGUCCGCCUGAGUUCUCUCAGUUUAGAUCUGCAUGAAUCUGGACGUGUGUGCGUGUGUUGGCGGGGUGUGAUGGGGCGAGGGUGAGGAUAGUGAUGAUGCGGCGGUUCCUGCUGACACACGAAAAGGAGGAAGAAGAAGGAGAGCGAGGGUUAGAACUCGAUGUACCCGCAACCCGUACGGUGUGUAAUCUGUGUCAUUUAUUAUUGAUCCUCCUUAUGAGCAGAUGCAGCUUUGUGUCUGCUCUUGGGAUGGAGAGAGAGAGGAGAAGAGGUUGGUGGAGGAGAACAUGGGCGUUUUUUUUUCUUCAUGUUCUCGCAGGAAAAUGGGUGACGGAGCAGGAAGACAGGAGAGAUGGAGAAAGAUGUAGAAAAAAAGAGAAGAAAAACAGAAUUCAACCUGUGAUGUUUGGAGUUUUUUUUGACGUUUAUAAUCAUGUGGGCCUUGUCCUUUUUUAUCUGAGUAAAAAGAAAGAAAACUAAAUGUGCAAACUCAGUCGAAACAGCUCCAGACAAACGUUCGAUUUUACUAAUUCUUCCCUGAAGUUUGGUGCAGAUUAUAAAUUCUCUCAGAAUAUUUUUAUGACAAGAAAACUGUGUCAACUCAAGUCCUAAAGCGACGGUAGGGUUUCUAUUCUGUUUGUUAUUCACGCAGGAUGAAAAUGCAUCUAAGUACUACAUGUACUACAGUUCCCAUGGAAACAGAGUCAAAUAUGAGGAUCCUAUUUUCAUUCUGUCCUUUGAAAACUGGAGGUACAUUUAUAGCGCUGAAGAUAAAAUGCAUCAGAGAACAAAGUGAUGUCUCACAGCGCCGCAACGCCAGUGUUUAAAAUUAGAGUUAAAAGUCGGUGUUUUAUCUGCUUCAUAAUCUGGACGAUAAAACAGACUUUUUCUGUCUGUGUUUUGGCGCUGACAUAAACCUCCGUCUCUGUGGUGUUGUUAAAAUCGACAUAAGUCACUGAAUUUGCUGACUCUCUUUCUCUAACCCCGCCCUGUUCCCUCCAAACGCUCUCAUUAGGUUAAUUUGAAAUUUGCUCCUUGAAGUGAACCUGCAGAAAUAUCCUGAGUAAGUACAGCCUGACUCUCUCUCUCUCUCUCUCAAUGACAGCUGGUUCAUGCUGUCCUUGCUCAGAACAAGGCUCCCUAUAUUAUCUUCCUCUUAAGCUAAGCUAACAGACUGAUGCAUUCAGCUUUACCACACUGAACCAAAGAAGACCCAGACCAAAAUUGACAGGUCAAAACACUAGAAAUAUAUUUAUAUGCUGAGACUCUGACACUGAGGACAAGAUGAACUGGAGGCAGUGCUGGGUUUAAUGACACCUGGGCGGUGGAGUCAACGAGACACAGGUGAGACUAAUCAGGGGAGAGAGUCGAUGAACCUGAAAUAAGAGACAAGAGACAAGAGUGAGUUUCAAAAUAAAACAGGAAACACAAGACAAAAAAAAACUUAACUAAUCAGGAGAUGUGACACAAAAGCAACAGUCAACAUCGGACCAACUCCAAUCUGAGAUGCAACACUCACUUUAUGUGAUAUUUGUACUGAUUUGUAAACAAGUGCACAUGACUGUACGGUUUCCCAACAUUUAGGAAACUUAAGAGAACCCAAACCAAAAUUAAAAGUCAUAAUUAAGUCUGUUACUGUCAGUCAUUUCCUAAACCACGAUCCAAACAUCCCUCUUUUCCUCCUCUCUCUCUCUAAAUCGACACACGAGUAACAGACCCUCCUCCUCCUCCUGCAGGGAGGCCGAGCAUUGAUCUGCAACCUGGGCGGUUUGAUAAGACGAGACGCAGAUACGAAGGCUUUGUGUGUGUGUGUGCAGUCGUGCUUUAAGUGUGGCAAAGCAGUGUUACUACUGCCUGAUAAAGUGUGUGCACGGCUGUAUUUUAAAGCCUGAUCAUCCUCACUGACAUGGGUCGUCUCAUUAGUGCGUGUCUCUCCCUGUCAGGUACUCACAACUCUUUGACAUCUAAACUUGAUAAAACGAUUUAUUAACAGAGAGAGAGAGACAGAGAGAGAGAGGUAUUGAUUGCUGAUUAUCGAUCGAUCCUGAUGUUUUGUAAUAUCCCCAUGCUGCUUCAUGACUGAUCAUUAAAAUAAAUCUGUUUGACUUUCUCUAGCUGUGAGGUGUAUUAGCCCUCUAGAUUGAUAAAAAUGCACAGAUAAACAUCAUCUACUGACACAUGAUCCUAAAUCUGAAUCAUCCAGAGAGAAUUUUAGUUGAUGUCUCUACGACUGAAACAUGAUUUGAGUCGCAGGAAGGAGGUUAAACUCGACUCAGUGUGAAAACAGUUAGCCUGAUUUUCUCCAAACUUUCAAAUCAUACAAAAUUGAACCAAAAUGUUUGUUUUUUGUUCGUUCAGUCAGUGCAGAUACACUCAAAUGUGAACAGAAUCUCUAUUUAGUUUUAGCAGACCUUCCUCUCUCUUUGUGUUUAUGCAUGAAGAACGUUUUAACAAUGUAGAGGUUGCAUGUCUGAUGUUAAUUUCAUAUCUAGUAUUUCCCCACUGCCUGUUUUCCACAAUCCCUGAUUCUGGUGUUUGUUCCCCCUGAUGAAAGAGUGUUUAUGAAACCCGAUCCCAGAAUUGAAGCAAAACUUAAUUAGCAUGUUAAAAAAAAGGUCAACAGACUGUGUGAGACCUCCUCUGGGUUCUCACCAGAUAAAAUCAUCCAAUUAGCCGAUGCCGAGUAUUCAAGUAUUUAAAUUUGUUUAGUAAAUGUUGUUCUGAUUUACCCUGAGAAGCAAAUCAGAACAUUUGCUGUGUCACUGAGUGAAUCGAAUCUGUUUAUAUGCAGGUAAAGAUACUGCAGGUGCAAUUCUGUGUGGUUUAAUACGCCUCGGUUGCAUACAGAAUUAUUGCUUUAACUUUAACUGUUAGUGCAGUAAAGGGAUUGAAACACAUGCUUGGAUUAUAUAAGAGGUUUUAAGACCUUAAUUGCUCAUUAAAAGGAAGUUUGCAACCUAAAUGAUUGGCAGAAACUACCCAUGAGUACAAAUAUCAGUUGAAGUUGUGCAAAAAUAGAUAUAGAAGUUCAUGUUUGCAAAGAGCAGUAAAAGAAAUUAAGUCCUCUAUAUAUUUAAAGUGAAAAAUCAUCCCUUUAAAGAGAGUUUAAUAUCUAUUUUUGUCCUACUUUUGCACCAUUUCGCAAUGCUGCUCUCUCAUUGGUUGAAAUAAGCCUUAAUGGGAGGUGCACUGGUGUCCUGCAGCUCUGGGGUGUUGGUCAUUCUCUCCUUCUGACCUUUGAAUCUGCUUUAAUCAUCUCCUCCUCUUUGUGUCUGCAUGUGUCUCCUUCUCGCAGACUGAGUCGGAUCUUCAGCAUCCCUGGAGAGUUACACACACACACGCAGCGAGAAGAUGACUCUGGCAGGUAAAUGCAGCCUCAGCGAAAAAGUGGCGCACACUCACCUCACCAGCAGUGAUGCAGCGUGGACGCAGGGGAGCAAUUUUAUCAUCUGAAGCACGUUAUCAUGACAUUAUGAUGAGGUUUUAUCAUAACACGGUGAUAAUGUCUCAUCAGUGCCACUAAAAAAAGGGAGAAUUACUGCAUUAGUUUUGCUCAUCGUUCAGAUAGAGUCAAUACAAUGUCAAGUCUAAUAUAACAAACGUGUGUGUUUUUGUGUCCUCAGCCUAUAAAGAGAAGGUCAAAGAGCUCCCCCUGGUGUCUCUCUUCUGUUCCUGCCUAAACCCUCAGACUGCAGACAAACCAACAUACAAGGCAGAAGGUAAAUCACACACAGAGAAAAAUAUGCAAACUGUUUUAAGAACUUUGUCAUGAUGAUAGAAAUCCUGCAGAGAUGUGUCGGAAUAAAACAGAUUGUUUAAGAAAUAGAGAGAAAGACAGAAAAGUUGUUCUUGGCUUUCAUUCUUCAAUAUAACAACCUAAAGGGAUAUUCUGGCGUAAAAUUAAUUUAUGGUCAAACACACCAUAACACUGAGUUAGACACCCCUUUGAGAGAUGAAUGUUGCCUAGCGGUUGGGUGCGCCACUCUAUAGCCACAAAUAAUGCUCAGAACAGCACCUAACUUCAUCAACAGGACAUAUAGGGUCCUAACCAUAGUACUAGCCACCAAACAUCUUUGCCUGGUUUAUUCAGUGAAGCGACUAAACACAAUUCACCUACUCCCCUCCAGCAGCUGCUUGUUUGUAACAAGACCUCAGGCCAGUCCAUUACGGACUACAGCGGGGUGACGCAGCACAAGGAAGAACAUUUAUGAUCAUUUCUUCAUGUUAUCAGACUGAGAUGCUAAGGCAGAAGAACUACCGCGUCUGCAGUGCAAAAUGAUCAUUACGAUGACUAUUACUUCAAGGAAAUGAAAAAGAAAUGAUCAUAAAUGUUCUUCCAUGAGCUGCGUCACCCCGCUGUAGUCGAUGGACUCACCCGGAGGUCUCUGUACAAACAAGCAGCUGCUGGAAGACAGCUAGUACUAUGGCUGGAACCCUAUAUGUCCUGUUGAUGAAGUUAGAUGCUGUUCUGAGUAUUAUUUGUGGCUAUAGAGUGGCGCUUUGAUUGAGCGCGUGGCUCUCUGUAUUGCUAUCCUGCGGCUGUUACUAAAGUUGGUAUAACUAGAGAAGCAAACAGUCGGCAAGAUUCAUCUCUCGAGGGGGUGUCUAACUUGGUCUUAUGCUGUGUUUGACCCUCAAUUAUUUUACCCCGGAAUAUCCCUUUAACGCUCGAUACAUCUAAGCUAACAGCUUCUCAUAAACAUUAGCAUUAGCAACACUAGCAUCAGCAUGGCACUUUGGGCAAACACAUCAUAAACUCUGUAGACCAGCUCUAUAUGUGAUAACCUUAUCACGUGCAUUUAUACAUAUAUAUAUGGUUACGAAAACACAUGAAAAGGGUUGUGUACAGUUUUGUUUACUUAUAUUACCAGACACAUCGUUGCUGGCUUCCAUUCCGUAGUGUAAUGAAGAGCCGUAAGCUACAUGCUCCCCCUGCUGGCUAAAACCGGAAAUGUCUGGCACUAUCAAAAUAGGCCAUCUCAAAUAUAAACUUGCACUUUACUAUUUAAUAUUCUUUAAAGAUGAACUUAACUUUCUACAGUUCAGACUCUUUUAACAUUUAUUAUUUUUUUUAUGAUUUAAAUAUCAUUAUCAAUAUUGUCUUUUAUAUUUACUAUCCUGUUUCCUGUUUUCUACCCCUCUUUUUUAUUACAUUUCUCUUUUCUCAACUAUUUUAUGUUUUUAUUUUGGUCCUCAUGGUCUCAUUUUAUGUUGUUUGGUUCUUGUAUUGUCUCGGUUCCUUAUGACAAAUGAAACUGGCCUUCAAUUCAGAGGCAUUGUUUUUAACUGAGCUUUUGUUUUUUAUUUGUGUUUAUUUCCGUGUGCUGAUGUUCUGAGCUUUAUGACUGUUUGUCAACGCACUUUGUAAACUUCUGUGUGCUAUAAAAUGAAUUUAUUAUUAUUAUUGUAACACUUAACAUCCACAUUAUUCAACAACCAUGUGGAUGAAGUAAAAGUAGAAGAACCAUGAUAUUUAUUAGUAAAGAUUUACUCCAUAACCUUCUCAGUGUAAUCUGUAAAUAUCCUCCACAUUGUGCUUUUUCAUCUCCACAUGAAUUGUGAACGAAUAACCAAAAUACAUCCUCGAUCCAACCCCACAGAUGCGGUGGACCUUGGCUGGUGUGUCAUCAAAGAUGUGGAGGUGAUUGAGAUAAACAAACGGGCUUCAGGCCAAGCCUUCGAGGUCAUCCUUAAGCCCCCGUCCUUUGACGGCGUGCCAGAGCUCAAUACCUCUAUGCCACAGCGCCGUGACCCGUCCCUGGAGGAGAUCCAGAAGAAGCUGGAAGCUGCUGAGGAGAGGCGGAAGGUGCGUGGAGAGGGGAUGGGGGUUAAGAUUUUUGCAGCUGCAUACCUAGAAGUGGACCGGUAACCUUAACCCGUGCUAUUUGUAGUCCAUUCAGACUUUGUCAACAUGUGACAGCACUCAUUGUGGGAAGCAUGAUUUAUCAAUCCGGGGAGAGGGGGGUGGUGGAAGUGGAUGAAAGAGAAAGAAGAGGGAGGAAUGGACAGGAGUUGAUGGAGAGGAGGGGAGGAAACACAGGCAGAGGGAGGAUGGGAGGAUAAAAAGACGGACAUGAAAGCGGAGAGGCAACCAUGCAAGGACACAAAGGCUCAUAUUCAUCAAGCAAAGACAGGGAGGAGGGAGGGUAAGGUGAAAGACGAGAUUGGAAGAUCGGCCAGCUGUUAAGAUUUUGAUAAAAAAAAGAGACCUAGAUUCACACCAAGUGGGAGGAAGAGUAAAAGCAGCUUAGAGGCCCGACUAAAACCCUGAGACACUGAACCGUACCCUAACCCCAAACAUGACCCUCUGUUAAUGGAGCAUGUAAGGUGCUAAUGGUCUGUUGUGAUCCACCCCCGUACCCUUUUGACCUCCUGCAGACCCUGAGAUUAAAACACUGCUGCUAAUUUCCCCUCUCCAUUGUUUGAGGUUAAACUAGAACUCCUGUUGUGUUUACUAAAACCGCUCUCUGUCGCCAUCUAGUGCCAGGAGGCCGAGCUGCUGAAGCACCUGGCCGAGAAGAGGGAGCACGAGCGCGAGGUGAUCCAGAAGGCCUUCGAGGAGAACAACAACUUCAUCAAGCACGCCAAGGAGAAGCUGGAGCAGAAGAUGGAGGCCAACAAGGAGAACAGGGAGGCCCUGCUGGCUGCCAUGCUGGAGAGGCUGCAGGAGAAGGUACUGUCCAGGACCUCCACAUGAUCAUACCUGACUUUCCUGGAGGUCCUGCAAAAGUUUUUCUAUUUAAUUAUAGAGCUGUUUGAUUGGUUGUUGCAUAGCAACAGCUCAUAGCAAAACAGGCAGAAUCCUCGAGCAGAACCAGAGUUAUGUUAGACAGUCAUCUGCUGAGGGUUUAGAGAGGGAAGCUGGACAGUACAGUAGGUCAAGACUUCUCACAGGUUUGAUCAUUAAGUGUGAAUAUUAAACAUAAAUAAAUAUGGAAUAAUAGUUUAUAGAAUAAAAUAAAAUAAAUAAAAUAAAAUAUAAAAUAAAAUUUAAUUUAAUUAAAAAAUAGAAUAAAAAUAACAAUAAAUUAAAAAAAUAAUUAAAGAAAAAAUAAAAUUUAAUUAAAUCAAAAAAUAAAAUAAAAUAAAAAAAUCAAAAUAAAAUAAAAAUGAAUAAAUAAAAUAAAUUAAAUUAAAAAUGAAAUAAAAAAUAAAAUAAAUUUAAAAAAUUAAUUUGAAUAAUAAAUAAUUAAAUUAAAUUAAAUUGAAAAUUAAAUUAAAUCAAAAAUAAAAUAAAAUUUAAAAAAUCAAUUCAUUUAAAUAAUUAAAUAAAAAAUAGAUUAAAAAAAUUGAUUAAAUUAAAGAAUUGUGAAUAUUACCUGAGGUGGGAAAUACAUCUACCUCUCCAUUUAUGUUUCCUGUUUAACUUUCAAUGAAAUGCUUUGUUCUGCUUACUUCUUGCUAUUUUAAUGUUAAUAUAUAUUCAUGAUUAACCAAUGACUCUCCUGUUGCUUUGUCUCUGUGUUCAUCUCGCAGGACAAACACGCAGAAGAAGUGAGGAAGAACAAGGAGAUGAAGGAGGAAGCCUGCCGGUAGACGAGUGCAGUGAUGGAAGAUUAAAAAAGAAGAUAAAAAAAAGGUGGACUGGGGAAAAAAGGAAAGAAGCUGAAACAGAGCAGGAAAAAACUCAAAAAGUCAAAUUUUCAUAUUAAAUGUAAGAAUUAUGAAUUCUUCCUUCUUCUGAAUCUAAAUCUUUACCUCGUAAAACAUGAAAAAACUUUGCUUGUUGAAUUACACACAAAUCUAAUUUGACGGUCCACAAUCUUAAUUCAAGUCAAACCCGAGAGUUUUAAUUUACAGAAAAGAUGCCCCCCGCCCCGGCGCCUUCAUGCUUAUUUUGAGUUUUGGAAAGUAUGUGUGUGCUCUAAGUGAAUCCCUUAUUAUGGUUUAUAGAGAUAAAAUGGAGCGUCAGGCUUUUGUUUCUGUCAGCAAAAGAAACAAGAAGCUUUAAAGAGGAGGAGGAGGAGGAAGCUUUGCUCUUUGUGAAACUUUAACUCGUAGUGUAGUCGUAGAUCAGUGACAUGCAUUUGAGACUCUUAGAUUUAGAGCACUGAUUGCACUCUUUUUUCAUUAAGCACAACUCAAAAGCACACAUGCAAACAUGAGGAGCUGUUAACAUGUACAGACUAAACAAUAAUAACGUCACAGGAUUUGAACGUAUUCGGCUCUGAGGGGGUGAGUUUGGGGGUUUCUGGCUAAACCAGCAGUCUCCCUUCGCUUUGGCAUGUGUCACAAGUGUCCGUUUUUGAUUUCUAAGGGAGGUGAAACACAUUCGAGGAACAGGCCGGGGAAAUUCGCUCGAGUUGUUGAGUCAUACUGACUUCAUUGAAAAAAGUUGCACUGUAACAGAGAGGUCGGAUCAUGGGGUUUGUACUUGCUGUAAUUGUGUGUUGCUGUGUAUCCUAAGAGCAGGAUUGAUUGUUAUUAUUUGGCAUGGUCAGUAAAAACAGCUUGACUGAUAAAAC
Molecule: messenger RNA, 8638 nt
Organism: Xyrichtys novacula (pearly razorfish)
Lineage: Eukaryota; Metazoa; Chordata; Actinopteri; Labriformes; Labridae
Source: the annotation of a GenBank genome assembly